AUUGUAUUUAAUUGAGACAAUGUAUGAGCAGAAGCUGUCGGCGCCGACAAUGCUUGUGCUGAACGAGUCAUUGAUGCCAAUGCUGUCACGUCUGGACGAAUGCAUCGCUUAUUUGGAGUCAAAGAAGAAUUACAGGGAAUCGGAGGUGUAUUUGAAACAAUUCCAACACUUGCAGUCACAGGCGCUGUCAACCAUCAGGACUCAUGUGAUUAAGACAUUGGAACAGACGUCGCAACAAGUGAUGCCCGAAACCAAGGAUGCGUUGACACCAAACGACAGUGUCUUCACUUUAUUUUACGGCAAAUUCCAGACAAACGCUCACAGAAUCAAGACUUUAAUGCAACAAAUAGAGGAACGCACUCAACAGUCGCCUCUAUAUAGCCAAUACCUGUCGGAAUGCCAUCAGUGCUACUUCACAGCCAGAGAGUCAUUGAUAGGUCCGGUACUGUCGUUGGCUAUUGACGAGAUGGUGGCCUCAUAUCAGCGCAACUAUUGUCAGCUGAUUAGGAGCUCAACGAAUGUAGUGAUCCAUAUCUGUCAAGACGAAUAUCAACUCUUUUUUCAAUUCUUCACUCAAACAACACCUUUAUUGAAGUGA
Messenger RNA from Medioppia subpectinata, 598 nucleotides. Lineage: Eukaryota; Metazoa; Arthropoda; Arachnida; Sarcoptiformes; Oppiidae. The record is from the annotation of a GenBank genome assembly.